AUGGCCUCCGAACUGCCCUUCUACGGCCACCUACCAUUCAUCAUCUCCACUCCGCCGCCCCGCGAAGGCGAGGCUCCGAGGGUGCAGCCUCUUGGACUUCCCGACAAGUUUGCACUCCUCAUCGGCGCUACCGCUGUCGUGUUCUACAACCUUGAGACCAAGGAGCAAAUCUUAAAGUUCGACUACAGCAAGGUCUAUGAGUGGUCCUACUCCAGCACCGAGCUCUACAUGACCGUUUUCCACAGCAACAACACGGCCAUGGACCUCGUUUUCCCAACCACCCUGGGUGACGACGUAAGCUACAUGCUCACGAGCUACGUGGACAAGCUCAAAGAAAAGGCCAAGUACGCUCGUGCGCUGCUCGACUACAAGGUGGACGACGAGUCGCUGUUGAGCUUCGAGAAGGGUGCCAUAAUCAACAUCAUCGAGCGGAGCAUCGACGGCUGGUGCCUCGGCGAGGUGCAGGGCAAGCAGGGCAUGUUCCCCGUGGCCAUGACCGAGUUCAUCCUCACGGACUCAGCCGACUUGUCACUCAUUCCCAUGCAACCGCAUUCCGAGCGGAGGAAGAAGGCCUCCGGUUCCACCAUGCGGGCCGGCCCCAUCCCCCUCCCCGAGGAGACGAAGACCUCGUCCAAAAAGAAGAAGGAAACGAGUUCGCGGAAGAGAACACCGACCCUGCGCGCCCUCGGCACUCUGCUGCUGGGCGAUACCAAGGCGAGCACCAAGAGCAGCAACAAUAACAAGGAGGAACCCCUCCCGUCGGGGUCUUUCUAUUCUCCAGCAAGAGGGAAGAGGGUUGAAGAGUACAACUUUAACAAGGCGUCAACUUCCAAGUCCGGCACGCUCAUGAAAUGGAAGGUGUCCAACAACGCUUCGCCGAAUGAGAUGCUGUCGUUCUCUAUGAGUCCGAUCAAGGUGCCUCUGCUCGUCUUCAACGAAGUGUCGAGCAAGGAAAAGAAAGAGAAGCUCGGAAAGCAGGCCGUGAAAAUCUUCACCAGCAUAAUGAAGUUCAUGGGCGACUUCCCGCUGGGCAAGUCCGAUCGAACGAAGCUGGCUCAGGAGAUCGUCCAGGAGGGCCUCGAUGAGGUUCUGCUGCGAGACGAGAUCUACUGCCAGCUCAUCAAACAGACCAACAACAACCCCAAGAGUGGUUCGAUGCUCAAGGGAUUUGAACUGAUGGGCCUCUGUGUGGCAUGCUUCACUGGUUCACCUUCGUUCUCGCCCUAUCUCACACAGUUCCUGGCCGAGGCUUCCGACCUAUCUUCGGAUCGAGAUGCAGUGUCGGCGGAUCACGCGCGUCGCGUGCUCAGAAGGCUGCUUAAGACCAUGCAAGUGGCCCACGAGCGCGAGCAGGCGCCGUCGAUCUUUGAGAUCAAGGCGCUGGCCGACUCUACGCCGAUCAUGUGCAUGGUGGAGCUGCCCGAUGGCGACGUGAAGGCGUUUGCGAUCGAGUCGCACACGACGCUACAAGAGGCGUCCAAGGACUUCGCUACCAAGCUCGGUCUUCCGGCCAAGUUCACUGAAGGCUGGGGCCUUUGGCAGAGCGGGCUCGAUGGUUGCUACCCGCUCAAGCAGACGCUGUUGGUCUGCGACGCCUUGGCGCUGUGGGAAAAGGGCAUCUCCGCUUCCACCGCCGCAUCAUCUGACACCGCAGCGCGUCCGUCGCACUCGUCGGCCGAGCUGGUCUCGUCAUCUGCGCAGACGCGCCAGGACCGACGCCGCUCCACCCACUACGACACCAAGCGGCGGGUCCGACCCCUGUCCGGCCGGCUGACGCUCGCGUCCGACAUGCUCGCGGCCGGCGACGACAGUGGUGGCGCUGCUGGUGGCAGCAAGCGCUUCAGGCGAAGCGUGACGGCAGCGCUGCUGCCCGAGGUGGAUCGCAUGUUCGGGUUCAUCUUCAAGAAGCUGACGUGGAUGCACAACGAAUUCACCGCCGACGAGUUGAUCGCCGACAGCGAGGCGCUCAACUACCUCUGCGAGCAGGUCGUCGAGGAUAUCCUGGGCGUGCUGCCGCUGGGCGAGGCGGACGCCGUAGAAUACGCCUCGCUGCUCGCCACGGCCCGCAAGCCCGGCGCGUGGCGUAGUCUCACAGCUGAGCAGAUUAUGGACUUCAUUCCGGCCUCGGUGAUGAACAAACGCACAGGCGACCAGUGGCUGGCGUUGAUGAACGGCUCGCUCUACGCCCAUCAGGAGAAGUCAACCCUCCAGGCGCUCGGCGCGGUGAUGGAGCGGUACUUCAAAUCUGAGUUCUACGGUGCCACCGUGUUCCCCAUCGUGACGAAGGACUCCAAGCUGCCUGAGAAGGCCUUGCUCGCCAUCAACGUCGAUCGAGUGGCCAUCUACCACCCGCAGACGCUGGAGUUGUGCCAGGCGUGGAGCUACGGCGACAUUUCGCAAUGGACGAUGAGCAGCAAAGACACGUGGGCCAUAUUCGUGGGCGAUCUGUUCAAGCCCCAGUGCUUCACCUGCCAUUCUCCAUGGGCGAACGAGAUCAAGAUGCUGUAUCGCACCUACGCAGAGCUGGUCGCUGCGUCGAGCGAAGGUUCAACCGACAGCUGA
Acanthamoeba castellanii str. Neff is the source of this 2562-nucleotide messenger RNA. Its product is annotated as MyTH4 domain containing protein. Bases 1 to 2562 code for a protein of 853 amino acids. Gene Ontology annotation, molecular function: protein binding. The record is from RefSeq and is a predicted model, not a curated record. The transcript is spliced from 19 exons. Lineage: Eukaryota; Discosea; Longamoebia; Acanthamoebidae. Gene Ontology annotation, cellular component: cytoskeleton.